AUGAUCUCAAGUCCUGCCGCCGCCCCGGCUGCUCCUGCUACUCCUGCUGCUCCUGCUUCGCCAGGGACAGAAUCGCCUGUCGCAGACGCUGGCGAGAUUCCCCCGGCCCCCAUUGCUGCUGAUCCUGCUAUCGAGAAUGAUGACUCGACUGAUACCGAUUCCGCGAGCCACUACACGGAGAUGGUGUUCUUCGACGACAAGUUGUUCUUGGCUCCCAUUGGCGAAAAUCCCCAGAAAGUUCUCGAUGUUGGCACCGGCACAGGCAUUUGGGCUAUUGAUUUCGCCGACGAGUUUCCCUCAUCCGACGUAAUUGGAGUAGACAUCUCCCCCAUCCAACCAAGCUGGGUUCCUCCAAACUGCAAAUUCCAGAUCGACGACAUCGAAGAGUCUUGGACUUGGCCUAUCGACUUUUUCAACUUCAUCCACAUUCGCCACCUUGAAGCUUCGGUUUCGGACUGGCCAAAGUUGUAUUCGCAAUGCUUUGAGCAUCUCGUACCUGGCGGGUAUCUUGAAGUGAACGAGAUGGACUAUGAGGACCAUUCCCAAGCUCUUGGGGACGCCAUAUCUGAGGAUCAUAUUUUCAGAAGAUGGGAGAAGACCUUCACCGAGGCAACCAACAAGCUUGGGAAAACUGCGAUCCAGACACGUAACCACGGUAUUGCCAACGCGAUGAGAGAUGCGGGGUUCGUCGAUGUUGUGGAAAAGAGCUGGCCGUUUCCAAUUGGAGGCUGGGCUUCGGAUCCCAAGCUCAAAGAGGUCGGCGCUGUCAAUCUCGAAUACAUUGACCAGUCGCUUGAGGGUUUCGGUCUCUUCCUGUUGAAAAACGUCAUGGGAUGGGAAGACGCAGAAAUCCUUGUUUUCAUUAGUGAAAUGCGCAAGGCUUUGAGAGAUCUCAAGCUCCAGCCAUACUACAGACUGUAUGUUGUGUAUGGACGCAAGCCUACAGAGGAGGAAGUUUCUGGGGAGCAAUCCACUACUGUACCUCUAGCUUAA
Molecule: messenger RNA, 993 nt
Organism: Colletotrichum lupini
Lineage: Eukaryota; Fungi; Ascomycota; Sordariomycetes; Glomerellales; Glomerellaceae
Product: UMTA
Exons: 6
Coding region: 1-993 (330 amino acids)
Molecular function (GO): methyltransferase activity
Source: RefSeq, a predicted model, not a curated record